Ceratosolen solmsi marchali is the source of this 5805-nucleotide messenger RNA. RefSeq names its product cadherin 74A (gene Cad74A). The transcript is spliced from 12 exons. The record is from RefSeq and is a predicted model, not a curated record. Gene Ontology annotation, biological process: multicellular organism development; cell-cell junction assembly; calcium-dependent cell-cell adhesion. Gene Ontology annotation, cellular component: catenin complex; plasma membrane; adherens junction. The coding region runs from base 1 to 5526 and encodes 1841 amino acids. Gene Ontology annotation, molecular function: calcium ion binding; cadherin binding; beta-catenin binding. Lineage: Eukaryota; Metazoa; Arthropoda; Insecta; Hymenoptera; Agaonidae.
AUGCCACCGCGGUGGCCACUGCUCCUCGUAUUGGCCAGUUGCUGGUAUGUCCCCACGAGCAGUCAAGUGAUAAACCGGGCGCCCCACUUCGUCCACGGCGGGGACAUGGCUCGGCUAGCCGUGUCCGAGGGGACGCCACCCGGGGCGCCAGUCUACACUCUCCAGGCCGAGGAUCCCGAGGGCUCGAGGCUCCACUACUCCAUCAGCGGCGAGCACUUCACGGUAGACCGCGAGACCGGCGUCGUCGUCCUCAGGCGGCCCCUGGAUCGCGAGGCCCAGGACCUCAUCGAGGUCAUCAUUAGCAUAACCGACGAGGGCAUAGCGGGCUCCGAGCCAAAUACAGUCUCGCUGCGCCGCGAGAUAGCGGUCCUCGACGAGAACGACAACGGCCCGGUCUACCAUGGCAGGCCAUACGCGGCUCGGGUGCCGGAGAGCGCCCGGGUCGGCGGACUCCUACUGGCGCCCGGGACGAUCACGGUCACCGACCGCGACGGGGGCGUUAACGCCGACGUGGUGGCGAGCUGCGUACCCGCGAGUCGGGACGACGACGCAUGCCGCGUCUUUGCCGUAUCCACCUUGAAGUUAGCGGAAGGAAAGUACGACGUGCAAAUCACGUUAACGGAAGCACUUGAUUAUGAAAGAAGAAACUCGUAUCUCAUUAAUUUAGUUGCUAUCGACGGAGCCAGUGAUCCGCUGAAAAGGUUGCAAGCGAAAGCAACGAUUGCGGUUGACGUGUUGGAUGUGCAGGAUCAGCCGCCGAGUUUUAUAAAUGCGCCGUACAGUGCGGCUCUUCCAGAAAACAGCGUCGCGGGUGUUACGAUCCUUAGUAUCCGAGCGCGCGACGGCGACACCGGCGAAUCCAGAUCGUUGCUGCUCAGCCUCGAGCAGGACGACCGGGGUCACUUCCGACUGGAGGUUAACCACGAGGGCGACCUCACAAUCGGUCACCUCAUCACCACCAACGUGUCCCUCGACCGCGAGGACCCGAGUAUUCUGCAGAACGGGAGCAUUUACAAUUUUGAGGUGAGAGCGACGGAGCUAAUUAACAACGAGAUUCCAGCGGACACGACCACCUCCACCGUCACCAUCGUCGUGACGGACGUCGAUGACAUGACGCCAAAAUUCAACGACGACUUCUUUCAUCUGAAGAUAUCGGAGAACAUCGGCACCGAUACACCCCUGCCUGGUUUGAAUAUGUUUGUGAUCGACGAGGAUGUCGGUGAAAACGCAAGGUACAAGUUAGCAUUGCGAGACGCGCCCAAUUAUCCCGGUAUAAGUGCAGCUUUUGCCAUCAGUCCGGUAAUUGGCCAAGGCCGAGUUCCAAUAGUCAUUAGAUCCAAAGAUCCAAAUGUUUUGGAUUACGAUAUACCUGGCAAUAGAAAUCUCGAGUUCGAAGUUACAGCUUUGGUUAAGGAAGAGAUUGUUGCUGUUUCCACGGUGCGCGUGGAUUUAAUCGAUGCAAACGAUCACAGUCCGGAGUUUUCCCAGACUCUCUACAAACUCUUCGUGCUCGAGACCGCGGAUAUCGGACUGAAAUUCGGGGAUGUGCAAGCGACCGACGCGGACAGUGGCUCCUACGGGGAAUUGACCUAUAACUUGCGCGGCUUUGGCGCCGAAAAAUUCCGCACCGACGCCAAGAGUGGCGGAAUUUCCGUUAUCAAGCCACUGGACUAUGAGAUGCAAAAGUCGUACUCGUUAACGAUGGAGGCAAAGGACGGAGGCGGCAGGAUCACCACGGUCAACGUGCUCGUCGAGCUCGAGGACGUCAAUGACAACGAGCCGAUUUUCGAGCAGCAAGAAUACUCGAGAAUAGUCAGGGAGGGCGCGACGAGUUUCGAUCCUCAAAUGUUCGUCAAGGCUACGGACGCCGAUGGACCGCAGCAGGGCGACGGCAAGAUCAGCUACUCCAUUAUAAGUCACAAUAGCAUGAACGACAACGUGUUUAAGAUAAACGCUGAAACGGGCGAAGUGAGCAUUAUAAGUCCAGUGCGCUCCAGUGACACGGAACGGGGCAUUUACGAGCUGAGUAUCCGCGCGACGGAUUACGGCUCACCGGCCAAGUACACCGAGGCGAAGAUCUACGUGCGCGUCGGCGUACCUGGUAAUCAAAAGCCCAUCUUCCGAGGCAAUUUCAAAUCGAGUCUUCCCGGUCCGAGCUCCUACAGGACGAGAAUCUUCGAGAAUGCGCCAGCCGGUACCGAGGUCAUACGCGUCAUGGCCAAUGACCCGGACGGGAGGGACAAUUUGUUACAAUAUCAGAUAAGAUCGGGCGCUAAGGAUAAUUUUGUCAUCAACUCGAGCUCUGGAUUGAUAAGCGUUUCACCCGAUGCCCGAUUGGAUUUAGAGGCCGGCGGAGACAAGUACGAGGUCAUCGUGUACGCGAUCGACUCAGGAACACCGAUAAGGGAAACUGCAACGACCACUGUCUCCGUCACCAUUAUCGACGUGAAUAAUAAGCCUCCGGUCUUCAUCGACUCAACGCACCUCAUUUACGUCUCGGAGAGAGCUGCCAUUGGUGAGAUGGUUUUAAAAUUAACGGCAACGGAUCCAGAUUCGGAUGCGGAAAUCGAGUAUUCCAUCGUCGAACCCAUUAAAGCAGUGGACAAAACUGGCGUCGCUCUUAAGAGUGGCAUUUACGAUUACAAAACAGCCUUCCGCAUCAAUAGAACAACCGGUGCCAUAUCCGUAAACCAGGCACUCGAUUAUCAAACAGCCGCUGUCAUAAUACUGACAGUCGAGGCGCAAGACGUAAAUGCCGUCGUUAACAAGGAUAAGCAAUUUGCGAGAGCUGACGUAACUGUGUAUGUACAAGCAUACAGUGACGACAAUCCGACUUUCACCAACAUUGGCUGGUCAGUGAAUAAUCCAACGAUUCGAGUGACCAUGCCAGAGGAGCAGCCCUUAGGUACGACUCUCUUAAUGCUUACGGCUAAGGAGCCACAGACAGGAUAUCCCGUGCAGAGGUUUGAACUCGUUCGGGCUGAGGAUGAUAAGGGCUACGUUAACGUUGGUGUGCAGAGUGGUAACGUCGUGUUAAACAAGAGACUGGAUUAUGAAUCUUUGGAAGAGAAGACAAUUCGCUUUAAAGUGAGGGCCUUGACGAGAGAUUAUGAAAUUACUCGACGGAUGUCAGAGGCAAAUGUGAUCGUCAGCAUUCAAGAUAUAAACGAUAAUAGCCCAGUUUUUACGGAAAAAGAUUACAAGAUUUCCGUAUUGGAGUCAGACAAGUUUCCAAAAGUAAUACUAACCGUAAAAGCCAUGGAUCUCGAUAGUGCCAAUUCGGAGAUAGAAAUUAAAAGAGGAUACGGAAUCAUUAGGUACUCAUUGACCGGAGAAAAUGCCAAUUUAUUUGAAAUCGAUUCGAUUACUGGCAGCAUUCGAAUCGCAAACAAUACAAUCUUAAAUCGAGAGAGACAGUCGACCCUUCGAUUAUACGCGGUUGCGUCUGACGUGCCCGAAGGAGGAGCAGAGCAGAUAUCCACAAGGGCAUUGGUAGUAAUCGAUGUUCUUGAUGUCAAUGAUAAUGCCCCGAUCUUUCCACGAGAAAGUUAUACUGCAGUUAUACCGGAAAAUGCACCAACCGGCAUCAGUGUAGUGAAUAUAACGGCAAGUGAUUUGGAUGAAGGUGCCGGGGGGCAAAUUCACUUUGAAAUUAUCGACGAGAGCGAAGCAAAUGGCCUAUUCAAAAUAAAUCAUACAACUGGCGAAAUAAUCUCGAAUCGGGAAUUGACGGGAAAGGGAAGAACGGAGCCAUAUUACAUGCGCAUUCGCGCCCAAGAUUCUGGUGAUCCUGUCUUAUUUUCCGACGUCAUUCUCACAUUGUACAUCGGCGACGUAGUCAGCAACGACGGGGUCCCACUUUUCAUUAGGCCUACUCUCGACGAGAUUGCAUACGUCGCUGAAAACUCCACCAUCGGCAGCCCCGUCUUUCAAGUCGUGGCAUCCGAUCCCGACGACCCCAAUCUCCCUAAUGGCAAGAUAACUUUCAAAUUCUUGGAGGACGGUAACUUUGGCAGCGAUGCCAGCGCUUUUAAUAUCAAUGACCUGACUGGCCUCAUUACCACGAGGCAUUUGCUCGAUCGCGAGACGAAGGAUAGUUAUACGCUUAUUUUAGUGGCUCAAGACCUUGGACAGCCACCCCAACAAACGACGCGCAUCCUCCAAGUCAAGAUCCUGGACAUAGACGAUCAUAAGCCCCAUUUCAAAAGGACUUUCUACAGUCCGCCACUGGAAUUCAGCGUGAAAGAGGAAACACCGAUUGGUAUUAAGAUCGGCACCAUACAGGCCAUCGACGAGGAUAUCGGAGAUAAUGGUAUGAUCGACUAUGCCAUUACGUACGGCAACGAAGCUGGUCUUUUUGCCGUUGAGCGUUCGAACGAUAACGGCGCUGUUAUCAAGUCCGUCGAGAGGCUGGAUAGGGAGGUGACGGAAAAGCACUUACUAACGGUCAAGUGCUUUAAGUAUUCGAGCCGAUAUUUAGAUGCCGUGCCGAAGCCGUAUAAUCGUCAAGAUCCAACGGAACGGCAGGUCCUCGUAAGGAUUGUCGACAUCGAUGAUAAUCGGCCACGAUUCAAGAAAGAUAACUUUACGAUUGGGGUGCGACUAAAUGUGCCCAUCGACACGAGCUUGAUAACGCUGGAAGCUCGAGACGCCGAUUCGGAUGCUCUGCCGAUCGAUUAUAUCAUGGGCCAAGCAUCGUUUAUAUCCCUCGUUGAUCAGUCGAUGUCGAAGAGCUCGGUACCGCCGCCUUUGGCCUUAAAUUUACGAAGUGGCGAGAUACGAACGACUGGCUCACUCGCGAACUAUGCCGACGGUUACAUGGAAAUUCCCAUUUCGGCCAAUAAUUCCGCUCUGCCUGGGCGUGAAACGAACGUUACUCUGCGAAUAUUUUUAUUGCGAGAUCGAGACAUGCUGAAGUUCGUGUUCUCGAAGCCGCCGGUCGAGGUGCGGAGGAAACUCGAGGAUUUCGAGAAAGCUGUGCAGCAUGCCUUGCUGCUACCGAUAUCCGUCAACGUUUACGACACGCAGUUCUACUCGAAGGAGGACAACUCGUUGGACUUCUCGUCGACCAGUUCCUGCUUCCAGAUGGUCGGCAAAGAGUCCUAUAGUUUAAACGAGAUGAAGGCUCUAUUAACCGACUCGAAAAACGACGAGCUCAAGAAAGUUUACAAGACCUUUCAUGUUGAGAAAGUGCAGAAUUGCGCGGCUACCGUUGCACGAGCUGAUGCUUCUGCGACCCAGAUGUGGGUGUUGGUUAUUGCAACGUUAAUUGGCGUAGCCACAAUAACUUCUAGCUUCACAAUAUGCUGCCUGCACUCCAAGUACAAAAAACAAGCUAAACACGCGCGACUACGAGAUCAGCCACGGCCAACAUUAAGCUACGUUUCCUCUGCUCCCGGAAUGAUUAGUUCCGGUUCCCACACGACACUGGGACCAAGUACAAUGAUGUCCAUUGGACAUCACGAGGGGCCAUAUGAAUGGGGAAAUGCUACUUUGUAUCAUCCGAGCACUCUUUCAAGAACGUAGUUGACUUUCUCCGAGAGAAAAUUGAACUAAUCACAGGACGCUGGAAACAGUCGUAAUUGCUUGAUCGGUGUGUUAUCAAAAGUGCCAACAACGUAAUUAAAGAAUGCGUGCCAAUUCGUACUGAUUUGAGACUGUUAAUUGGCCCAUUUUCGGUGCUUGUGAGAAAAAGUUACUAAGUGUUUCAAAUAGGAACUUGAAAUUAAUGGAAAAUGUAUAUUUAUUGCAUGUAUAAAUAAUUAAAUUUACGAGAAAUGAUUAGCGUAUUAGGUUGACAUCCUU